AUGCGUGCCCCAAUUUCACUUGUAAAGAUUCGGCCAUUUGUUUCGUCGAUAUCUCUGCCCGAAAAAAAUCUGCAACCAUCUUUAUCUCUCGACAAAGAAAUGUCGAAAAGCUACUCGUCUCUAGCUCACACAAGAACUUAUGAGGUGGAUGCCAUUACUCUCUUGAAUACCCUCCAGGCAUCGUAUCCAUCGCCAAAGGCUCGUCAGGAGAUAAUCCCCAAGACGCCAUCUAGCCCGAAUGAUAAUAUUCGAGCCUGUAUACGUCUACUUGGUUACGAGGUACUAAGGCUUCUGACAUCAGACCUAAACAAGCUAAACAUUGUGCACGUUACUGGUACUAAGGGUAAAGGCUCGACAUGUGCCUAUGUAGAAUCGAUUUUGAACCAAUAUCGACUCUCACUAAAUGUUCCGCUAAAGAUCGGGCUUUACACGUCGCCUCAUCUCAUAUCGGUACGCGAACGUAUUAGGAUUAACUCAACCUCUAUCGCUCGAGAAAAUUUCACCAGAUGUUUCUUCCAAGUAUGGGACUGUCUAGAAAGCGCUCCCACUAUCGACGGAUCAUCAAAGCCAUUGGAGAAGAUCGGCUACUUUCGAUUCUUGACGCUUCUCAGUUACCACAUAUUUAUCCAGCAGGAUGUAAACGUAGCGAUAUAUGAAGUUGGUGUGGGCGGAGAAAAUGACUCUACCAAUAUAGUGGAAGUACCAGUUGCUACUGGUAUAUCAAUUAUUGGUAUUGAUCAUACCGCUGCCCUUGGUAGCACUAUCCCGGAAAUUGCGUGGCAUAAAGCAGGUAUUAUGAAGAAAAAUUGUCCAAAUUUUACGGUUGAGCAGGAGCAACAGGCCAUGGAAGUCAUCCAGAAACGAGCCAUAGAACGUCACGUUGAGUCAUGCCGUGUAGUCGAGACGCUUCCACAACUAGAAGAAGUACAGAUUCAACCGGAUGCGCCCUUUCAACGAAGAAACGCAUCCCUGGCAGUCCAUCGCCUAUCCGUAUCCAAUCCAUUGCCUCGUCAGAUAGUAGCGGGAUUAGAGCAGGUGGUUUGGCGAGGAAGGUGUGAAAAAAAAGAAGAUGAAUUAAUUACCUGGUAUUUAGACGGUGCACACAAUGUCACUAGUGCCGAAGUAGCCGCCGCUUGGUUUGCCAGUGAGAUCUCUAGGGUUGAUAACGAAUACAUGCGAAUGAAUUCCGGAUCCCUGAAGAGUGGGCUGCGCUUCUUGAUAUUUAAUCAACAGGGCAAACGAGAUAUAAUGGCACUGUUGGAGACGAUGUUUUCAAAUAUAAGGGCAAAUAACAUACAAUUUGAUCAUGUAAUAUUUUGUCCUACAGUCCCAAGUGGCACAAAUGCUCGAAAAGACUUGGUAAAUGCGUCUAUGGAUCCGAUAGCAAUCAAAGAACUUAGGGACCAAAUAGCUUUCGCAGAUAGAUGGAUAGAUCUCGACCCUAACGGAGCCAAAACUCAUAUUUUAGCUAGUUUGGAAGAGUCACUGAGCUUAUGUCGAAGAUUAAGUUCAGGAAAGUCGGAAAAAUCUCACGUAUUCAUUACUGGUAGCAUCCACCUCGUAGGACGUGCUUUGGAGAUAUUAGAAGGCGUAGAUUCAUUAUGA
Messenger RNA from Blumeria graminis f. sp. triticale, 1605 nucleotides. The record is from the annotation of a GenBank genome assembly. NCBI's taxonomy places the organism in Eukaryota, Fungi, Ascomycota, Leotiomycetes, Helotiales, Erysiphaceae.